Apis mellifera (honey bee) is the source of this 3905-nucleotide messenger RNA. It is a transcript of the gene Dnmt3, whose product is annotated as DNA methyltransferase 3. Gene Ontology annotation, molecular function: methyltransferase activity. The record is from RefSeq and is a predicted model, not a curated record. The transcript is spliced from 14 exons. The coding region runs from base 25 to 3006 and encodes 993 amino acids. Gene Ontology annotation, cellular component: nucleus. Lineage: Eukaryota; Metazoa; Arthropoda; Insecta; Hymenoptera; Apidae.
GUGCGUUUCCGACCUCCAUCGACUAUGUUCGGUCUCGCUCGGUUUCAUAGCCUCCCGCCGAUCACGACGACGACGACGACGACGACGACGACGACGACGACGACGACGACGGCAACGGCAGCGACGGUAACGACCACGACGACACCGACGACGACGACGACGGCGACGAGGAUGACGAGAAUGACAUCCCAGGAGGAAAUGAAAGCAGCGAGCACGAAGGAUACGUUGGACCAGUGGGCGGGAAAAAGUGUUUGGUCGUUGGUGUGCGCGAUGGAAUUGGGCCUGAUAUCGGAUACGACCGCCUCUCGCGGCAACGUCGAGGUCUCGUCUCGCUCCGAGGUCGCGGCCAAAUCGCCGCGAAACGCAUCGUCAUCGCCCCCCUUACGGAUCUCGCCACGGUUGAGAACCGUAACGCCGCGGUUUGGAAAGAAACGUGCCAACGUAGGACGAAGAGGAAGAAGAAGAGGGAAACGAGGGUCGAAAUCUGGGAAGAAAGUGGGGAGGAAGGUGUACGCGAACGAUUCAACGAUCACUGUGGAUCAAUUUUGGAGAUCUCGCAAGAGAAAACUCGGCCGGCCGAAGAAGCAAAACCGUUCCGCCGAUCUGCUGUCCUCCUCGUUCAGUCGUCCGACUUUGUCCCACGGCUCGUGUCGAACGACUCGGUCGCGCUCGGUCAGCAAUAACAAUAACAAUAACAACAACAACAACAACGACCUUCUCGCCAACAGCACGGACGCUCCACGCUUCGAGCGACGAGUGUCUCGCGACAAUAACGGCGCGUGGAAAAAUUCGUCGAAAACUGUGCUCCACGAAAAAACGAACGACGAAAAUACGAACGAGAACGAUGUUAACGAAGGGAAGGGAUUCGAGUCGAAGGAUAAAGGGAAACGGGACUCGACGGAAUCGACGAAAUUCGAGGAGAUUCACACGCUUCCUUUGAUGAAGAGAAUUUUUCGCGAGAGUGGUGUUGUUGUUUACGGUGUUGAGAACGAGAGAAAAGAUGGCCGACGAGAUACGGACGAGAAGUCGACGACGAUUUGCGAGGCUGGGAAGAAAGAUUGCUCCGUGAAAAAAGCUUGCUCCUCGGAAGGGAGGAAGGGGGUGGUUCGAGCGAAAGCGUUGAAAGGUAACGAGGAAAAUCAGGAGGUGAGAAGAGUGACGCGAGGAUCGAUGAAAAUUGGGAAGGAUCUGUCCGUCGGCAAAUUGGUGUGGGGCUAUUGCGCGGGAUGGUGGCCAGCGUUAAUUAUCGAUGCCGACCAUGUAGGAAUGUUGUCCGAGGAAGGGAAAUUAUGGGUUUACUGGAUCGGAGAAGCUCGUAUAUCAUUAUUGAACGAAAAGACGCAGAUCGAACCGUUCUCGUGUAACCUCAAGGCUAGACUGACGCAGAAUUUAAACGUACCGCGAAUUCGUGCCAUUGACGCAACUAUGCAGAUGUUGCGCAAAAAAUUGGGCGGUACUUUGACCAAGCCGUAUUUCACGUGGAUCGAAAGCAAUUUCCCCAAAAAUAUGAUCGAAAUGUUGGACGAAAUCAAGUUUUAUCCGUAUCCGGUAAAGAUGCAACAAAGAUUGGACCAUCUUAGGGAAAAAAACGCAAAAGUAACGGAAAGAUAUUUAUUGGAUCAAAAACGGGAAAAUCAAGAGAAAAAAUUGGCUGAGAAGUCGAAAGAUUCGCCGCAAAAAGUCAACGUAGAUUUGACGCUUUUGCCGUUGAAAGAGCAGAAACCGGGAAUUAUAGCCUGGGCUAAAAUUGCCGGGCACAAUUGGUGGCCAGCGAUGAUUAUCGAUUAUCGCGACUGUUGCAUGCGAGAACCGACGUUCGGUUGCCAAUGGAUCAUGUGGUACGGCGACUACAAACUGUCGGAGGUGCAUCAUCAAUUGUUCUUGAGGUUCGACAAGGGGAUGGAGAAAAUGCGCGACUACACGAGCAACACGAAGAAGCAUAUCUACCUCGUAGGAGUUCUCCAAGCCUCCAAGGAUUAUUGCUCCCGUCUAGGAUUCGAUACCUCCAACUGGACUUUGGACGACGCUUUCGAAUAUUUUUCCAAGCCUAAUCAUUACGAUUACGCGUCGUCUGCGAACACUUGGAGGAGAGAAGACUCGGUCAAGAUCUACGACAAGUACUCGGCCCGCAUCGCGGAAAAAUUGAACGAGCUGAAGGACAAUCCGAACGUGGACGACCAACGGGCCAACGAUAUAAACAACAGCGAUGACCUGCGAUCGGCGAUAAAAGGGGAAAUCUCGUUCGACUCGUUGUGCCUCAAGUGCCUUCGAGUUUCCAACGACGAAAUGGACAUUCAUCCGUUCUUCGAGGGAUCUUUGUGCAAAGAUUGUUCGGUAAAGAACAACUUUUUCUCUUUUCUCGAAUCCUUGCUCCUUCGAGUAUUCUCUAACCAAAAAAAUCUUUGUUCCAGGAACGAUAUAAACCCUUUUUAUUGCACCGUGUGCGCCGCCUCUGGGAUGGUGAUCAUCUGCGACAAAGAAGAUUGUCCAAGGGUUUACUGCACCGCCUGCAUGAAACACCUCCUGUGCCCGACGACUUACGAGCAAGUGCUCCAGGAGGAUCCUUGGGAAUGCUUCCUCUGCAAGUCAAGAUCUUUCACCACAGACACCAUCGUCAGGCCUCGAGCUAAUUGGAAGGACAAGAUAAUCAAUAUGUUCCGUACCAGUUGCGACUCGAAUGUGGAACACCUGGUUGCCAAGCAUAAUUCAGAGAAGAGAAAAAUACGCGUUCUCUCCCUGUUCGACGGCCUUGGCACAGGUUUGCUCGUACUUCUGAAACUGGGCUUCAUCUUCUUUUAUUCACCCUGUGUCUUUUCUUCUCUUCUUCUUUCCUAUUUAUUUAUAUUUAUCCUAUAUUUAUAUAUAUUAUAUAUAUUAUUAUAUUUAUAUACAUAUAUAUAUCCUAUUAUAUAUAUCUUUAUAUAUAUAUCAUUUAUAUUUAUUUUUUUUUUGAUAUACCUCCCUCUACGAGAAGACAGAUGUUUUCAGGUUUACUCGUACUUCUGAAACUUCUUUUCUUCUUCCUUCUUUCCUAUUUAUUUAUUUCUUGUUUCAUAUACCUUCCUCUAGAGGACAGAUGCUUUCAGGUUUGCUCAUACUUUUGAAACUGGGCUUCAUCUUCUUUUAUUCACCCUAUCUCUUUUCUUCUCUUCUUGUUUCAUAUACUUCCCUCUACGAGAAGACAGAUACUUUCAGGUUUGCUCGUACUUCUGAAAUUGGACUUCACCUUCUUUUAUUUACUCUGUGUCUUUUCUUCUCUUCUUCUUUCCUAUUUAUUUAUAUUAUUUAUAUAUCCUAUAUUUAUUUCUUAUAUAGGAUAUAUAUAUAUCUAUAUUUAUUUUUUCUUAUAUAUCUUAUAUUUAUAUAUUUAUUUCUUUUUUGAUAUACCUUCCUCUACAAGAAGACAGAUGCUUUCAGGUUUGCUUGUACUUCUGAAACUUCUUUUCUUCUCUUCUUCUUUCAUAUUUAUUUAUUUCUUCUUUCGUAUAUCUCCCUCUAUGAGAAGACAAAUGCUUUCCUGUUUGCUCUGUGUCUUUUCUUUCUCUUCUUCUUUAUUUCUUCUUUGAUAUACCUUCCUCUACGAAAAGACAAAUAUUUUCAGAUUUGUUUCUGAAACUGGGUUUCACCUUCUUUUAUUCACUCUGUGUCUUUUCUUCUUUUUUUCUUUCCUAUUUAUUUAUUUCUUCUUUCAUAUAUCUCCCUCUAGAAGACUGAUGCUUUCAGGUUUGCUUGUACUUCUGAAACUUCUUUUCUUCUCUUCUUCUUUCAUAUUUAUUUAUUUCUUCUUUCAUAUACCUCUCUCUAAAAGAUAGAUGCUUUCAGGUUUGCUCAUACUUCUGAAAGUGGACUUCACCUUCUUUUAUUCACCCUGUGUUUUCUUCUCUUCUUCUUUCAUAUACCUCCCU